AUGACAAGCCAAAAAGAUACUCUCAGCAAUAGCAGCCCCAAUGAGAUGCUUCAAAACUCCUGGAGAGCCAACUCUGUUACACUGCCUGCAAGACUCCUCUGCCCCAGUCCUACACCACAGGAGGGUGUCCAGAAGAAUGGAUUGCCUAUACAAAGAUCAGCCAAGCACAAGCAUAGCUCCAUGGUAGUGAGUCUGCCAGGACUCGAGAUGCUCCCUGGAGAUCUCCUGGUGUCAGGCCAUGCCAUUGACUGCCUGCACCACGCAGCCCUCCUGCUAAGUGCAGAGUCCAAAAAGCCAAGGUGGCCAUUUACCAAAAGAGGAGUUAGUAAAGACAAACAGAAGCAAGCAACUGAUCUGAAACACUGUCUUUCAACUGUUAACAUCAUAGACUGCAGCACAUAUGGAUUUUUCUGCUUUAAGAGUAAACCUUGUCAUAAAUUUAUAAAGGCACAACAGACUGAGCAGAAAGAUAUCAUCUGCCGGUUAGAAGUGAAAAAAGAAGCAGCAGUGUGGGAGCUUUUCACAAGUGAAUGCACUUGCUUUCUGGAUCAUUUGCUCAUUCUCAAGAUGAUAUUUAUGAACACUUUAAAAUACCUCCAGAGCAAUGAACUUCUCUUGGAUGUUGGUUUGUGGAGGCUUUUCACAAACUUAGAGGAGUUAAACAAGAUAAGUCUCAAUUUUCUGAAAACAUUUUUUGAAACUGUGAAGGAGCAUGUCAGCAAGCCAGACUCUGCUAUGGAUUUCAGGUCCAUUCUCAGAAAGUUUUUCCAGGGUGACCUCUGCCAGACACACCAGAUUUAUUGCCUUAAUUAUACCUCUGCUGUCUUCUACUUGGAAAACCUGAGACAGAGAGAGAAUUUUGGCAUCUACCUGAAACGGUGUGAACAAAACAAACAGUGCAAGAGGCUGCCUCUGCCGGAUCUGCUGGUCACUCCUUUGCAUCGGCUGACGCAGUAUCCCCUCCUCCUUAACAAUGUGUGGAAGAGGAGCACUGAUGAAACAGAGAAAGCCUUUAUCUUGUCACUUAAAGAGAAGGUGGAGAGGUCCAUGUGGGAUCUGGAAGGUAAAGUCAAGUGGUUGGACAACUUUCAGAAGUUUAGGCAGCUGGAAGAGAUCAUAAUUUGACCCCAGAUCUGGGAUCGUGACAAAAGAUUCCUUGUCCCAGAGUGCUUGAAGCAAAGCUUAAGGGAAAACAGCAAGGAAAACAUUUUGUCUUCAGCAAACAGAAUAUUCCUUCAUGAAGGGAGGCUAACACUAGCAGAAAGUGCAAGACUCCUUGAUGUCUAUCUCUUCCUAUUCAAUGACUUCCUCUUAAUUAACAAAAUUAAACGUAACAGAAAGAAAUACGGGGGCUCAGACAUCAGCUUAAUCACUGUCUGUCCUUCCCUCUCUCCUGAGCUGCAGUCCCUCAUAAGAGAGGGUGGGUUUUGCACAGUCCUAGACCAGCCCAUCCCACUAGACAGACUGAUACUGAGAAACAGUGACUCCAUCCACAUUACAGUCUUCAGCCUGCGAAAUGCUUUCCUAAUACAGCAUGAAAAUAGGUAUCGUCAGUGCAUAGCAGUCUUCCUGUUACAAGCUUAGAUAGAGACUGCCAAGAAAAUAUGGUUGUCACAGAUAGAAACAGCAAUCUCCAAUUACACCGCGCAACAUGAAACCAAGAAAAGCACUGCUUUCUGCCUCCCAGAUGAAUCUUCUGAAAUUUAA
Athene cunicularia (burrowing owl) is the source of this 1707-nucleotide messenger RNA. RefSeq names its product pleckstrin homology and RhoGEF domain containing G7 (gene PLEKHG7). The transcript has 17 exons. The record is from RefSeq and is a predicted model, not a curated record. Gene Ontology annotation, molecular function: guanyl-nucleotide exchange factor activity. Gene Ontology annotation, biological process: Rho protein signal transduction. NCBI's taxonomy places the organism in Eukaryota, Metazoa, Chordata, Aves, Strigiformes, Strigidae.